Messenger RNA from Nycticebus coucang (slow loris), 509 nucleotides. Its product is annotated as lipase maturation factor 1-like. Gene Ontology annotation, biological process: protein maturation. The transcript has 2 exons. Gene Ontology annotation, cellular component: endoplasmic reticulum membrane. The coding region runs from base 3 to 509 and encodes 168 amino acids. The record is from RefSeq and is a predicted model, not a curated record. NCBI's taxonomy places the organism in Eukaryota, Metazoa, Chordata, Mammalia, Primates, Lorisidae.
ACAUGCGCCGUAACGGUCCAGCAAUGGCUGCGCCCGAGGAGUCGUUGAGGAAGCGGAAAACUGGCGGCUUAGUCCCGGGGCCUGGGUCACCCCCAGCUCCGGGCCGCGAUUCCCUGGGCUUUCCGCCCCGCCUCCGCACGGGCACCUUCUGGCUGACCAGGAUCGUGCUCCUGAAGGCCCUAGCAUUCGUUUACUUUGUGGCAUUCUUGGUGGCUUUCCACCAGAACAAGCAGCUGAUUGGGGACCAGGGACUGCUGCCCUGCAGGCUGUACCUGAAGAACAUCCAGCAGUACUUCCAGGGCAGGCUGGGCUGGGAGGCCCUGAACUAUGCCCCAACUGUCAUCUGGCUGCUGGACUGGUCACACAUGGACUUCAACCUGGACCUCCUAGCUGUCCUGGGCCUGGGCAUCUCGGCGUUCAUCCUGGUAACUGGCUGUGCCAACAUGGUCCUCAUGGCUGCCCUUUGGGUCCUCUACAUGUCCCUGGUCAACGUGGGGCAGGUCUGGUAA